Messenger RNA from Emys orbicularis (European pond turtle), 2058 nucleotides. Its product is annotated as zinc finger protein 883-like. The coding region runs from base 1 to 2058 and encodes 685 amino acids. NCBI's taxonomy places the organism in Eukaryota, Metazoa, Chordata, Testudines, Emydidae. Gene Ontology annotation, biological process: regulation of transcription by RNA polymerase II. The record is from RefSeq and is a predicted model, not a curated record. Gene Ontology annotation, molecular function: RNA polymerase II cis-regulatory region sequence-specific DNA binding; DNA-binding transcription factor activity. The transcript is spliced from 4 exons.
AUGGCUGUGAUGGAGCCAGCUCAGGGGCUGGUGACCUUCGAGGAGGUGGCUGUGUAUUUCACCCAGGGACAGGGGGCUCUGCUGGACCCCGCUCAGAGAGCCCUCUACAGGGAUGUCAUGCAGGAGAAUUAUGAGACAGUGACCUCGCUGGGAUUUCCCAUUCCCAAACCUGAGCUGAUCACACAGCUGGAACGAGGGGAAGAGCCGUGGGUCCCGGAUCUCCAGGCCUGCAAGGAAAGAGAGAUCCUGAGAGGCACCCGCACAGGUGCUGAGCGAGGGAGUGAGAACGAGGAGGGGAAUCAUCAUGAGGAAGUGGAACCACAGGGGACCUUUGUGGGAAGAGCUGAAGGGAAUUUUUCCCAGUGCUUGGAAGAGGGAGAAGCCUGGGGAAAUUGGCACAGGUCAGAAAGGCUGAUGGGAAACCGCCCAAGGAAGAAAGUGGAUGAAUCUAUUAUCUAUAGGGGAGGAAACAAGGAUCCCACAGCCCAGCAGACAAAUCCCAAGGAAGAGAAACCCUACCACUGCCUCCAGUGUGGGAAAGGAUUCAUUCUCAGAUCACAGCUUGUUACACAUCAAACAAUCCAUAACAGCUCAGACUUUAAUACCCAUGGGAGAAUCGACACGGGAGAGAGACGCUAUCAAUGUCUUGAGUGUGGGAAAUGUUUUAAUUGGACGUCAGCACUUAUUACACAUCAGGCAACCCACAUGGGAGAGAGACCCCAUAAGUGCUUGGAGUGUGGGAAAAGCUUCAGUAACAGCUCAAAUCUUACUAAACAUCGGAGAAUCCACAUGGGAGACAGACCCUAUAAAUGCCUCGAGUGUGGGAACUGUUUCAGUCAGAAGACCACCCUCAUUAUGCAUCAGAAAACCCACACAGGAGAGAAACCCCAUAAGUGCUUGGACUGUGGGAAAAGUUUCACACAGAGAUCAGCCCUGAGUACACAUCAGACAAUCCACACAGGAGAGAGACCCUAUAAGUGCCUCGACUGUGGGAAAAGUUUCAUUCAGCGCUCACACCUUCUUCGACAUCUGAGAAUUCAUACUGGGAAUAAACCUCAUAAAUGCCUCCACUGUGGGAAAAGUUUCAUUCAGAGAACAAACCUUAUUUCCCAUCAGACAAUCCACACAGGAGAGAAGCCCUAUAAAUGCUUGGAAUGUGGGAAAAGCUUCAAGAACAGCUCCUACCUCACUAAACAUCGGACAAUCCACACGGGAGACAGUCCCUAUAAAUGCCUCCUCUGUGGGAAAAGUUUUGUUCUCAGUUCCGACCUGAUUGUGCAUCAGAGAAUUCACACAGGAGAGAAGCCCUACGUAUGCUUGGACUGUGGGAAAAGCUUCAAGAACAACUCCUACCUUACUAAACAUCGGAGAAUGCACACAGGAGAGAGACCUUAUAAAUGCCUUGAUUGUGGGAAGUGUUUCAGUCAGAAGUCAUCCCUUAGUACCCAUCAGACAAUCCACACUGGAGAGAGACCCAAUAAAUGCUUGGACUGUGGGAAAAGUUUCACCCAGCGAUCAGCCCUUGUUAUACAUCAGAGAAUCCACACAGGAGAGAGACCCCAUAACUGCUUGGACUGUGGGAAAAGUUUCACGCACAGAUCAGCCCUCCUUAGACAUCAGGCCAUCCACACAGGAGAGCGACCCCAUGAGUGCGUGGAAUGUGGGAAACGUUUCAUUCAGAGAUCAACCCUUAUUAGACAUCAGGCAGUCCACACAGGAGAGAGACCCCAUGGGUGCUUGGACUGUGGCAAAUGUUUCACCAACAGAUCAUCCCUUAUUAGGCAUCAGGCAAUCCACACAGGCGAGAGACCCCAUAAGUGCUUGGACUGUGGGAACAGUUUCAUUCAGAGAUCGAACCUUAUUAUACAUCAGAGAAUCCACACGGGCUAUAAACCUCAUAAAUGCCUGGCCUGUGGGAAAAGUUUCAGGAAGAGCUCAUACCUUACUAAACAUCUAAGAACUCACAAAGGCCUGGGAGACCCACGGAACAGCUUGAUUAUGGAAAAAGAUUCGAUCCGAGCUCAGACAUCAGUGAUCCACAAAACGGAGAGACCUUGA